This is a messenger RNA of Macroventuria anomochaeta, 810 nucleotides long. RefSeq names its product NAD(P)-binding protein. The coding region runs from base 1 to 810 and encodes 269 amino acids. NCBI's taxonomy places the organism in Eukaryota, Fungi, Ascomycota, Dothideomycetes, Pleosporales, Didymellaceae. Gene Ontology annotation, molecular function: oxidoreductase activity, acting on the CH-OH group of donors, NAD or NADP as acceptor. The transcript has 4 exons. The record is from RefSeq and is a predicted model, not a curated record.
AUGCCUUCGUACGUUAUCACGGGAGUUUCACGAGGAAUCGGCGCUGCAUUCCUCAAGCAGCUCUCUAGCAACCCUUCCAAUACGGUGAUUGGUCUCGUUCGCAAUGUGGCCGAUACGGAGGCCAAGAUAGCUGCAUGGAAAACACCCAACAUUCAUAUUCUUGAAGGCGAUAUGAGCAGCUACCAGUCAUUAAAGAAAGCCGCCGAAGCCACCUCGACCAUAACUUCCGGCAGUCUCGACUACCUCAUCGCAAACGCCGCCGUCAUGUCCUCGUGGGCUCUUUUCGAUCCCCUAUCCGUUCUUGGCCAAGACCCAGAGCGCCUUACUCAAGAUCUGAAUGAGGCUCUCACCACCAACGUAAUCGGCAAUAUCCAUCUCGUCAACUUCUUCAUGCCACUUAUCCUCAAGGGAAGCGUCAAGAAAGUCAUUACCGUGACCUCUGGAAUGGCUGAUCAUGAUAUUGUGCUCAAGUACGGAGUCUAUGAAGGUGGACCUUACGCAGUCAGUAAAGCGGCGAUGAACAUGGUAACUUCAAAGUUUCAGGCCGAGUUUGAGAAGGACGGCGUGUUGUUCAUAGGAGUUUGUCCUGGGUUGGUUGAUACUGGACUGUAUAACAAUCUAUCCGAGGAAGACGGUCAGAAGCUCAUGGUCCAAAGCUCCAAGUUCGCAGGUUAUGCGCCGCAUUUCAAGGGCCCGGAUACACCAGAAGACGCAGCCAACUCUAUCUUGAAGGUUGCUGAGAAUGCGAGCGUAGCCAACGGAGAUGGUGGCGCUUUUCUGUCUCAUUUCGGCAACAAGCAGUGGUUGUAG